AUGGCUGUUUCAUGGUGCAAAGAUUCUCCAAUAUUCAAUAAGAUUCGUGGAUGUAUCCUGCUUGUUGUGAUAGUAGCGACUCUUGCAACAGCCAUCGGAUUUACUCUUUGGUUCAUAGGAAGCUAUGUGGACUCGAAGUCCGGUCCGCAGACACAACCUCUUGUGCUGCGUUUAGAUGUUUUUUCUUUAUCGAAUUUUGAGGUUUCCAAUUCAUCGUUAUCUGCCGAAUGGGAUGCCAAAAUGACAUUUGGGAACCAAAAUAGUGGCCUAACUGUUACAAUAUACCCUUUUGAGACUUUCGUGUAUUACAAAGAAAGUGAAGACGCUCUAUCAUGUGCUUCAGUGGAUGCAAUGCAUAUUCCUCCGCGAAAACAGAAGACGGUGCAGAUCAAAUUUGAUUCAACAGGCUGUGAAGGGAACCAGCCAUUUAUCGAGGAUCGUGUGCUGAAGGAGCUAAGUGAAGAUCAUCGAAAGAGUGGUUACUUGAAUUUCAGUUUGAAGAUGCGUAUAGAUGCUUCGUAUACCAUGAGGGAGCUCUUGGGAAUGGGAACACAAGUGACUAUAAAUCCUAAUUGUACGGAUUUGAAGAUCGAGAUUGCGCAGCCGCAAGGUGAGGGAGAGAUCAUUGGGGGAAGAAAGUGCACUGUUCCAUUGCCUAAUUGA
Argentina anserina (silverweed cinquefoil) is the source of this 663-nucleotide messenger RNA. RefSeq lists its product as uncharacterized. Gene Ontology annotation, cellular component: plasma membrane. Bases 1 to 663 code for a protein of 220 amino acids. The transcript has a single exon. NCBI's taxonomy places the organism in Eukaryota, Viridiplantae, Streptophyta, Magnoliopsida, Rosales, Rosaceae. The record is from RefSeq and is a predicted model, not a curated record.